Molecule: messenger RNA, 1554 nt
Organism: Chroicocephalus ridibundus (black-headed gull)
Lineage: Eukaryota; Metazoa; Chordata; Aves; Charadriiformes; Laridae
Gene: ATP6V1D
Product: ATPase H+ transporting V1 subunit D
Exons: 9
Coding region: 170-913 (247 amino acids)
Cellular component (GO): proton-transporting V-type ATPase complex
Molecular function (GO): proton-transporting ATPase activity, rotational mechanism
Source: RefSeq, a predicted model, not a curated record
GACACGUGACGACAGGCGGGCGGGGGGAGGACCGCGGCGGCAUCCGGGUGCUCCCUCCGCCGGGGCGCCGCCUGGCGCGGGGGCGGGGACAGCGGCGCCGCGUCACGUGAGGCCGGCGGCGGCGGCGGUGGUGACAGCGGCGACAGCCGGAGCGGGCCCCGCCGCCACCAUGUCGGGCAAGGACCGCAUCGAGAUCUUCCCCUCGCGGAUGGCUCAGACCAUCAUGAAGGCACGUUUGAAAGGAGCCCAAACAGGUCGUAACCUCUUGAAGAAAAAAUCUGAUGCUUUGACACUUCGAUUCAGGCAGAUCCUUAAGAAAAUUAUUGAGACUAAGAUGCUGAUGGGUGAGGUGAUGAGAGAAGCUGCCUUUUCACUUGCUGAGGCAAAGUUUACAGCAGGAGAUUUCAGUACCACUGUGAUCCAAAAUGUGAACAAAGCUCAAGUCAAGAUCAGAACUAAAAAAGACAACGUAGCAGGUGUAACCUUGCCAGUUUUUGAGCAUUACCAGGAAGGAGGCGACAGCUAUGAGCUGACUGGCUUGGCCAGAGGUGGAGAACAGCUGGCUAAGCUGAAGAGGAACUAUGCCAAAGCUGUGGAGCUGCUUGUGGAACUGGCCUCCUUACAGACAUCCUUUAUUACUUUGGAUGAAGCCAUUAAAAUAACAAACAGACGUGUGAAUGCAAUUGAACAUGUGAUUAUUCCCAGGAUCGAGCGCACUCUUUCUUACAUCAUCACAGAACUGGACGAACGAGAACGAGAGGAAUUCUACAGGUUAAAGAAGAUCCAGGAAAAGAAAAAAGUAUUGAAAGAAAAAUCUGAGAAAGAACGGGAGCUGCGGCGGGCUGCUGGUGGGGAACACGAACCAGCCAACCUCUUAGCAGAAGAGAAGGAUGAAGACCUUCUCUUUGAGUAACCCAGCACAGUUGUUGUAUAUGGAGCAGGGGACCCAGAAUACAGGAGGUCCAGUUGCAAUAUAAUUCAGGACAUGUUGCCUAAAUUAUACUUACGUGGCUUCUCAGUUGGUGUAUAAAUAUUGAAUUGAAUGGAUUGUGGAUUUCUCCUGGGAGAUUAGAAAUCUGGGAACUUGACUGCAGCAUACGAGGAAAAGGAGAUAUGAGUCAGGUGCUUUACUGUCAGGAAAGCCUUCUACUGUGUAUUCAGCCUGUUUCUUCACAUAGUAGGAAUGACUGUCCAUAGGUGUGGUUUUUGCAGGAUGGCUCUGGAUUUACCUAAUGAGGUUCCUCUUUAAUUGCUCCCCUUCCUUGUGUAAGCAGAGGAAAAAUCUUAUUUAGGGCGGGAGAUGCAUGUAACACUUUUUACUGCUGAACUAUUAAUGUUCAAGUUGCUUAAAGCAGGUAUCGGUACAGCUGAAGUCAGAUGUCAGUAAAGACAACUCUGGUUUUCUAACCUGUUGAUGAAAUCCACAGUCUUCUGUGAUUUAUUUUUGUUGCACGAUUGUUACCAUUGGCUUAAAACAUCUAUGUUUUUGAUUAGAGGUUCUGCCAACUUGUGUACUGUCUGUGCUAGAAGGAAGUAAAAAUUUUAAGUGUUAAA